UCUCCAUUCUCAUAGAAGAAGAAUGUAUUUCAAAGUAUAGCGGCACCGUGGCAGUGGCAUUAGUGGCAAGAUGGCGGCGGACGGCGAGGUGCUCCUCGACCAGGAGAAAGUCCGUAUAGUCUCGAACUUUAUUUUGCACUCGCCCCCUGGUGAAUUCAACGAGGUGUUCAACGAUGUACGGGCGCUCCUCAACAACGAUAAUUUGCUCAAAGAAGGCGCUUCCAGUGCUUUCGCACUUUACAACAAGGACCAGCUCAUGCCCGUUAAGAUUGAGGGCAGCGAGUAUCCAGUCCUUAUCACAGAGUACAACGACCUGGGGAACCAGAGGUUUUACGACUCACGAAGUAAGCAGAGUUUCAAAUAUGAUCAUCUGAGAAAAGAAGCCACUGAGUACGAGGCCUAUGAGCCUGAUAUCACUGCUGAACCAUGGAGGUCUGCGUUGCAAGAGGAGAUAUUGGCUUACACACAGAGCCAUUACAGACACGGUUCCUGCUCUGUUUUUGGUAAAAGUCAAGGAGACAACAUUACUCUAACAGCUUGUAUAGAAGAUCAUCAGUUUCAACCAAAAAAUUAUUGGAAUGGACGUUGGCGUUCAGUGUGGUCUGUGAAUUUUAGUACAAGCUCAGGUGUUGCUGAAUUAAAAGGAAGCCUGAAAGUGCAGGUUCACUAUUACGAAGAUGGAAAUGUUCAAUUAGUUAGUAGUAAAGAGGUAAAGGAAACUUUAACAAUAUCAACAGAGAAGCAAACAGUGAAGGAGUUAAUACGCAUUGUUCAAGAGUCUGAGAAUGACUAUCAAACUGCAAUAUCCGAGAAUUAUCAAAAUAUGUCAGACACGACUUUCAAGGCACUGCGUAGGCAGUUGCCGGUUAUGCGAACAAAAAUCGACUGGAACAAAAUGGUAUCGUACAGUAUUGGCAAAGAACUCAAGAGUCAAUAGAAUUAGAUUUUUUAUGUAAUUAUUAAGAGAAUUAUCGAAGCGCAUUUUUGGUAACACGAAAGUCUGGAGGUGUUAUUGCAUGGGGGCAAAUGUAACAUUACUAAUUGUAAUAAAAACAAACAAUCUUUGGUCCAAGCUCACUCAUGUGCAAUAUGCCUCGAAAUCCGGUCGUCCUAGUGAUUUUCAAAAAUCAAACUGCAUAGGUUAACUAUUUUGUCAAACGAUAGCUCUUUUUGUUGUAUAUUUUGUAUACGAGAAGAACAUUCUUGUGUGAAACAAGAGAUUUGUUCUCUAUUUCGCAAUGCACACUAACUUGCAAAUUAUCAUUAAUAUUUUAGUAUUGAAAAAAAAUGAACAAAGAACUGAAUACUGCACACUGAUCAAAGACAUUGUGUAAAUAAUACGCAUUGGAGAUUUUCAUCUACGAAUAUGCAAGGCAUUUAUGUAUUCGAUAAUUUGUUAACAAAUUUUAAAUAUAAUGGACUUUAUUACCUAACAUAUUAUGAACAUUUUCUAAAGUUCCACUUUUUUCACUGUUUCACUAAUUGCUAUUUAAUUAUAGCUAUACAAAGUUAAUAUUUUUGACUAUAACUUUUACAAUAGUUAACAAUCUUGUGCCAUGUAAAAUUAAUAAAAAACUUGUGGCACAUAAUCUUUGUAGGUGCUACUGCUUACCAUAGCAUUGCACAGCCAGACAAACACGUGGAAAAAAUGAAGUUCAUAAAAGAUUGUAUAUUGUAGAAGAUAGCCUAUAACCUGCUGGAGCCUUAAUCUAUUUUCAUUUUUGUGUUGGAGAAUUAUUGUGUACAUAUGUUGAUGAAAUGUGUGAAUGAAUACGUAAUAGCAAACUACUUGAUUCAUUACAACAUUUCAGUAUGCAUCAUACAAUGACUAUAACUAGUUGUUCAACGACAUCCAUUUUUUCAAAGUGCUCAACUUGUUGAUCUUAUUUCAAAGAGUAUUUCAAAAUAAAAACCAAUUGUCAAGUUUAUCAAUUGGAACUUGAUACACUUAUGUAAAUUAUUAUAAGAAAUCUACAAUAAGUAAAUGUUGUAGACCUAUAACAUAAAUCACACAAUAGUUGCCUAUUAUAAUGAAAAAAUCUCUUAGAAUGAUACCAUCAACCAAGUGUAUCUUGAAUUAAGUUACAAUCAUGUCGUGUAAAAAAUAAUUAGAAUAUGUUUAUAUCGUUUAAAUUAUGUAUUAUUGGAUGUUACUAUUGAGCGAAUAAAGUGAUUGAAACUUUAAUGAAAACAAACGCUUCGGAUAUUGAAUUAAUUUGAAAAUCUUUUACACAAUUUUUUUAAACUGUACCUGUCAUUCAAAGUAAUUUCAGAAAUGAAAUGUAGAUCUUGUUCCAAUAAUGUUAUUACAAGUAU
Messenger RNA from Phymastichus coffea, 2316 nucleotides. It is a transcript of the gene cpa, whose product is annotated as F-actin-capping protein subunit alpha. The coding region runs from base 71 to 937 and encodes 288 amino acids. Gene Ontology annotation, biological process: barbed-end actin filament capping; actin cytoskeleton organization. NCBI's taxonomy places the organism in Eukaryota, Metazoa, Arthropoda, Insecta, Hymenoptera, Eulophidae. Gene Ontology annotation, molecular function: actin filament binding. Gene Ontology annotation, cellular component: actin cortical patch; F-actin capping protein complex. The record is from RefSeq and is a predicted model, not a curated record. The transcript is spliced from 3 exons.